GCUGAGGUUGGGCUGAAUCAGGGGCUGAGUCAUUCUAGUGAUUGAGUGGUGUGCUGGUGUACGGCAUCGGGCUGGACCCAAUCUACAGUAUGUCGGCCUGGGAGCUGGCGUGCUGGGAGGCACAGCAGGCAGCAGUAGCAGCAGUAGCAGCAGCAGAAGCAGCACCAGCUGGAGCCGUGGAUGGGGGGAUAGGAGGCGUGACCGCGACCCCGGUCGUGAUGCUGCACGGGGGUGGGGCCCUGGGGCUGCACGGGUUGGCGCAGCGGUACCCUGGCGCCUUCUGAUGGUGGUGGCGGAAUGGGGCAGCCGCAGCAAGUGGAGGGCCUGCCGCUGCUGCUGGGCGCGGCGUUGUUACUUACAGCUGUGGCCUGUGGGUCAUCUGGGUCACCCUGAUCCGGGCCCGGCACACCGCACACCGGGACCUGAGUCCUGGGUCCGGCUGAGGCAGGGGCUGAGUCCCGGGGUUGAGUCGGGGUGCGUGGGUAAUAGGCGGUCCCUUCGCGGGUUCACAGGUCACUCCCCUGACCAUCACAUCUGGGGGCACAGCUAGCCUUAUGCCGUUGUGAAACAUGUCCGCUUAGCAGGUCCGUUCUCAAUUCAGCAGCGGGACUAACAGGUCGAGGGCCAUAGGCAUAGUUCUAGUGAUUGACGCACAUAGUAGUUUGAUCUAACGAUAUGUGGCAUCCCCGUAAGAGCCCCAUUCCUGCUGGUGUAGCUCAGUGGUAGAGCGUUUGUCUUGUAAACAAAAGGUCCC
Messenger RNA from Chlamydomonas reinhardtii, 754 nucleotides. RefSeq lists its product as uncharacterized. Lineage: Eukaryota; Viridiplantae; Chlorophyta; Chlorophyceae; Chlamydomonadales; Chlamydomonadaceae. The coding region runs from base 90 to 284 and encodes 64 amino acids. The record is from RefSeq and is a predicted model, not a curated record. The transcript has a single exon.